Onthophagus taurus is the source of this 790-nucleotide messenger RNA. Its product is annotated as putative Golgi apparatus membrane protein-like protein CG5021. Lineage: Eukaryota; Metazoa; Arthropoda; Insecta; Coleoptera; Scarabaeidae. Gene Ontology annotation, biological process: vesicle-mediated transport; protein secretion. Gene Ontology annotation, cellular component: Golgi membrane. The record is from RefSeq and is a predicted model, not a curated record.
UAUUUCAGUGUAAUUAAUAAAUAAAAAUGAUUUGAAGUUAAAUGUUAUUGUUAAUUUGUUAUUGACAGCCUUAAAUUGUCAACAAUGGCAUCAGCAAGUAUGCCUCUAUUAGAUGAGGACACCAUGGAAUUUGGUGAGGAAGAUUUAGCACCUGCCAAGGGGAAUCUAGCGCAUCCUUACGUUACAUUAUUCCAUUUAGCGUUUCGAGGAGCCGCAGUUGUAACAUAUAUGCUUUGUGGCUGGUUUAGCGAUAGUUUCAUCACCAGUUUUGUAGUGGUUGUUUUAUUAUUAUCGAUGGAUUUUUGGACUGUUAAAAACAUUACAGGUAGAUUAAUGGUUGGAUUGAGAUGGUGGAAUUAUGUGGAUGAUGAUGGAGUAUCACAUUGGGUUUUUGAAAGUAGAAAGGGCCAGAUGCAGAAUAGGAUAAACGAUAGGGAGUCAAGCAUUUUUUGGAUGGCCUUGAUCUUAACACCACUGUUAUGGUCGGUGUUCUUUUUGGUUGCACUCUUUGGUUUAAAAUUAAAGUGGCUAUUAUUGGUUGUAAUAGCUUUGAUUUUAAAUGGGGCCAAUUUGUAUGGAUAUGUUAAGUGCAAAGUUGGAGCUAAAGAAAGUAUUAGUAGUGUUACUAGCGAUUUUUUAAGGAAACAACUUUUAAGUAGUGCUGUUAAUAUGGUUACUAAACAAACAGCGCCACAACCUAAUGCUUUUGCCACUGGUAAUACGGUUUAAAAUGAUUAAAGUUAUUAUUGUAAAUAUUUUUUUUAAGUAAAUUACAUUUUAAAAGAUUUAA